This is a messenger RNA of Closterium sp. NIES-67, 3415 nucleotides long. Lineage: Eukaryota; Viridiplantae; Streptophyta; Zygnematophyceae; Desmidiales; Closteriaceae. The record is from the annotation of a GenBank genome assembly.
UCGUGAAUAGCCCGAGGUUCGUUCUCCGUUAGCUACAGUGACUCCGUUUGCAUUGUAUGUCCGCCCUUUGUUCUGUGGGACGGUCAGGGCUAGCGAACCGGGCCUAGUAGUUUUGCGUUCAUGGAGGGAAAUUGGAAUGUCAACGUUUGUACAGUUCCCUACCAUCCAUCGGACCAGCGUCACGACUCGCGACGCGAGAUGAUGAGAGUCGAUGGCGAAGCGAGGCACUGGCAGCGGCCGAGAGUGGCGGGGUGGGAGGCAGUGAUGGCAUCGAUGAGUCAACGACCUGUCUCGGGGCCGAACUGACUGCUGCUCAUUUCGUUUCUGGCUCAGAAGGAUGGUGGCCGACUCCCUCGCGAGCGAGAGGCAUUAUCUAUUGUUUUCUCCCCAGACUAUGCAGCCUUCAGCUGCUUGUGUGCGCACGUUGAAAAACGGUUAGGUGCCGCUUUAGUUCAUGAGCCGGUUGUAUGGCUUGAGAAGACGAUGAGAUGAUGGCCGCGUCGACCCACUUAGGCCGUGCGGCUUUUACGUCGCUAGUUACCAAGUCGUGUUCGUGCAAUGUGCAUUGGGCAGAGAUACUGUCGCAUGCUCGUGGGUUCGAGUUGGGUGCUGCCAUCGUUGUGACACUUCCCAGUGCAAGAGUCACAGCUCGAGCGCACGGCUUGAGAAAAGGAUGAGCUGUUAGCGGCGCGCGGCAAGUCGUCGUCGCCAUUGACUUCACCGCCAUGGACUUCACCGCCCUGGACUUCACCGCCCUGGACUUCACUGCCCUGGACUUCACCGCCCUGGGGACGUGCAUUCCGCAGAUGGACCCCAAGCAUCGGGUCCACGCAGCUCGACUGGCGGGUAUGACCUGUCCGAUGUGCGACUGCCCCGUCGCCAUGACCCACCCGUGGCACCACCCUCCCCUCCGUCCCUGCGCUAUGUGCUCCGCUCUUCGGGACGCCCGCUGCCGCUUCGUCUGCACCGCCGCUGCCGUCCCCUACCACCCUCCGUGCAUUUGGUGACCGGCGUGCAGACCGCCGCAGCAUCCGCCAUGAUUAUUUCCGCCGGCGACUUCGUGGCGGAGUGAGAUCGCCGCGUGCACGUUCAGCACCUCGUGGCGGCGGAACCGGCGCUUUAGGCUCUGACUGACGAGCUGCCAGCGGGCUGCCCAGCGCGCAGGUUGGUGCCGCAAAUGGCGGUUCUAGGCGGGAGCAGCCGCAGCGACGAGCUGGACAUGCGCGUGGUGAGCAGCGCGCCGCUAGAGGUGCUCGAAAGGUGUGUGUCGAAUUGACUUACCCUGCUCUGGCUUAACUUCGCAGUGCCCCAUCCUUGUAAGAUGCGUACGAUCACUCAUGUCCCAAGGCAGGGAGGCGUAGUUAACGGGAGAAACGGGUGAAAAUGGCUCCUUUGCACCCCUGACACCACCUCUCUCUUGUGGUUGUCCCUGCCCCCUUCCCUUCCCUGUCCCCCUUACAGCCCACCCCGGUAACCGAUUGAAGCUAGACGGAAUGGUUAUAGGAGAGGGAGGAAGCCCAGAACCCGACUUGAUGGCUUGAUGGAUCCUGCCUCUGCACCUCCGCUGACGACUUGAUGGUUGGAGUACUAUCGGAUGCGCACCGCGCGUGGCAACUGCUGUACUAUGCCACUCACCGCAUCUGCCGCUGCUCUGCUCUGUCCCACAGGUGGCAGCAGGAGACCAAGGACGCGGAUGCCAAACCUGCAGGCUCGAAGAAGCCAGGCUCGGAAAAGCUAGGGCCGGCAGAGGGGGAGAGCCAGACCCCGAGCCUAUCUGGAGGUGCAGAGGCAGCAAGCAAGGGAGAAAAGCGGCAGGACGAAGGGGAUUUUAAAGUGGAUAAGGGGUCGAAAGAGAUGGAAGCCGGCAGGAGCAGGUACCUGCAAAGGGCAGCAACGGUAGGGGCAGAGAUGGGGGGGAUGGAUCACGGUGGCGGGGGUGCGAGUAGCCUGCGUGGUGACCAGCUGCGUGAAAAUGGUGAUGGCAUCGCCAUUAGCAGUGUUCCAGGCCGGGACAGCAGGCGUGCUGGCAGUGGUGGCAGCAGCAGCGGAGGGCCAAGAGGGCGCAGGGUGCAGCAGUGGUUGAGUCGGUCCAUGUCCGACUCGCCAGCAUGGCGGGGCCCCAGCACGGCUGCCACCAGGGCAGAGAAGGUGGGAGAAGCUGGAUGGCAUGGGCCUUCAGGCACUGGUGGUGGUGGCACUGCCAGUACUGCUGCUGCUGCCAGUACUGCUGCUGCUGCCAGUACUGCUGCUGCUGCCACUACUGCUGCUGCUGCCACUUCUGCUGCUGCUGCCACUACUGCUGCUGCUGCCACUUCUGCUGCUGCUGCAGGCGCCAUCCCUUCCUUGAUCUCAGUGUCCAUUCCUUGAUCUCAGCAUCCAUUCCUUGAUCUCAGUGUCCAUUCCUUGAUCUCAGUGUCCAUUCCUUGAUCUCAGCGUCCAUUCCUUGAUCUCAGCGUCCAUUCCUUGAUCUCAGCGUCCAUUCCUUGAUCUCAGCGUCCAUUCCUUGAUCUCAGCGUCCAUUCCUUGAUCUCAGGGUCCAUUCCUUGAUCUCAGCGUCCAUUCCUUGAUCUCAGUGUCCAUUCCUUGAUCUCAGCGUCCAUUCCUUGAUCUCAGGGUCCAUUCCUUGAUCUCAGCGUCCAUUCCUUGAUCUCAGUGUCCAUUCCUUGAUCUCAGUGUCCAUUCCUUGAUCUCAGCGUUCAUUCCUUGAUCUCAGUGUCCAUUCCUUGAUCUCAGCGUCCAUUCUUCCUAGGAUCCUCACCUCUUCGCCGAUGUCCCUUACUCCUGACCCUUUCUUUAGCCUCUCUCCUCCAGCAGGCGAGCGGGCACAGCAGCACGCCGGAGAAGCAGCAGUUGAGGUGAGCAAGAGAGCUUGCUCAGAGCAGCAGCGGGCUGCCAGGGCAACGCCCAGCCUCUGCCACCAUCGCAGCUGCUCCCCCGACCCAUCCUCCCAUCGCCGCUUCUUCUCCCCCGCCCGCUCCCUCUUCCCCCUCUCCCGCCUCUGCACCUUACUGCUGCAGGUGAUAACCAUACACGUGUCACUGACUUCAGUGCAGCAGCUGGUUACCACCAUGACGAUGCUGCUGCUGGAGGAACCAACAGGGCGCGCCACACGAGAGCAGGCCUGGUUGGUUCAAGCGCGCCGUGCUUUGAAACACUUCACAGCGGGGGUGGGCUAGAGGGAGAGCACGAGGGGGAGGAGGAGGAGGGCGAGGAGGGGGAAUGGCAGGGCUGGGCAGACUAUGCUGAAUUCGAGGUGCCCCUUCGCGAGGAGGACAAGGGCCAAGGGGGGGCGAGUGAAAGGGCCGAGCAGCCACGCGGCAGCUGAGGCAGCUGUGGAGGCAGCUGUGGAGGCAGCUGUGGAGGCGGGACAAUUGACGAUGGCAAACGGCGGGGAAGCAUGGAUGCUGUCACAUGG